Molecule: messenger RNA, 3249 nt
Organism: Lithohypha guttulata
Lineage: Eukaryota; Fungi; Ascomycota; Eurotiomycetes; Chaetothyriales; Trichomeriaceae
Exons: 1
Coding region: 1-3249 (1082 amino acids)
Biological process (GO): nitric oxide biosynthetic process
Molecular function (GO): FMN binding; nitric-oxide synthase activity
Source: RefSeq, a predicted model, not a curated record
AUGUUGCAGAAUGCAGAUGUACUUCCCAGCAGCUUCAGUGCUAGCAUCGCUCCCAAGAACUCUCCGUCAUGUUUAGCAGGCAUUAAGAUUUACAGACAAGCUCAAGAAGAAUACAGUCUGAUCAAAAAGGCACAUCGUACCUUGGCUCCCACUGGCUGUACACCAGAUUUCUGCCAGUCAGGCAGAAUGACACGCAUUCUGGAGCCUCGAGUGGGUAGAGACCGUCCCUUGGCCGAGAUUCAGCAGGAGGCUGCGGAUUUUUUGCGUGAAUGUCGCGACGAGAACAUCAUAGAGUCCGACGAUGUAUUGGAUCGUCGGAUCAAGACAGCUCUGAUCCAGAUCAUGGAAACAUCAGAGAAAAUGGUGGUCACAGAUCGAGACGGAAACCAAAUCGAGGGUAUCGCUGGAGGUAUUUGGACUCAGUCACGCCAAGAGCUUGAGUAUGGACUACGAGCAGCAUGGCGAAAUUCAAGAAGAUGUAUUAUGCGUUCCGAGCAUAUGCAUCUUGCCUUAUGUGACCUACGACACGUUACGUCCAGUAGAGAGAUGGCUAGUACUAUGCUCGAUGGUAUGGUCAGGGCUUUCAACAGAGGCCGUAUCUUACCAACUUGUUUUGUCUUUCCGCCACGUUUGCCCGGUCGACGCGGUCCAAUGAUUUGGAACACUCAAGUCUUGCAGUUUGCCGGGUAUCGUCAAACAAAUGGUUCGGUACUUGGUGAUCCUGCCAACAUUGAGCUCACCGAAGAGAUCAUUGCGCUUGGCUGGAAACCGCCACGUGACAAGACACGCUGGGAUUUUCUCCCGCUAGUGACCAUGGCUGAAGGCGAUCGACCUCAUAUCGCAGAGUUGCCUGUGGAACUGCGUCGCACUGUCUCUAUCACACACCCUCGUUUCAAGGAAGAGUUUGAAGUGAUGAACCUCAAAUGGGUUUUGGCCCCAGCCUUGAGUCGCCAAGGCUUUGAUAUAGGUGGCAAUCAGUACACCGGGUCUCCUUUCAUCGGUUGGUUUAUGGAUGCUGAAGUUGGCGUUCGUGACUUGGCUGACAGCUUUCGGUAUAAUGUGCUACCUGAAGUCGUUCAAACAUGUAAUCUCAGCGAUGAACCGCAAACACCGUUUGAAGAUCUGCCAGAAUACUUAUCCCUUGUGGCUCUAUCAAGAGCUCAGGCUGAGCUCAACUUCGCUGUCUACUAUUCCUUCCUACGAGCUCACGUUAUGAUGAUUGACACUGUGACAAGCUCGACGAAGUAUCAAAACUACGACCUAGAUCGUCGAGAUAUCGUCGGCUACCGACUCCCAGCAGAUCCGUAUUGGUUGGCGCCGCCCCAAGGCUCUAUCAUCUCUGUCUGGCAUCGAGGUGGUAUGCCGAAUUACCAACCCAAGCCGAUGGUGUGUCGACAUGUGCAAGACCCCAUGAAAGCCUGGAAAAGGGAACUGGAGCAGCAGAAGAGGAUGGAAGAAUCUGACCGUUCGAAGAGUCUCAUUGGGCACGUUAAUAGCCACGGAUCGAUUCCGACCAUCAGGAUCUUUUCGUGCAGCAGUGGCGUUAAUGCCAGCAAGAUGGCAAAGAAACUUUACAGCACCCUCGAGCGAUUGAUUGCCGAUACUCACGCUGAAUUUAUGCUCGAGAAGGAGAAACCACUCAAUUCUUUGUCGUUAAGUGACGUGUUGCAGGACGAUGUAAUCUUGAUCAUUGCCAGCACUACUGGAUCGGGGGAAAUACCGAGUAAUGCAGCGAGGUUUGUGGAAGAACACACCGCAGGUUCGAUGAUUGGCAAUGCUCCUCGGUUUUCGGUUUUCGCCAAUGGUGACAGCACUUAUGGAGAUACCUACAACGCAGCUGCAAAGAAGAUUCAGGAAGUUAUGACUUCUCUAGGCUGCCGGCCACUCCUUGGUCACUGCUUUGCAGGUGAUACUGCUCAUAAGAACCCUGACUGGGACUCUUUCAAUCGAUGGCUCGAUAACAUCGACCAUCUCUUCCUAGGAAACUUACAUAAGGUGGACCUUCCAACCAGUCUCGAGAAGAUCGGAGACAAGACAACGGCUUUGCGAGCGAUGCCAUUCGCAACAUUGGUUCGCAAGCACCGUCCACAUUCAGACGGAAUGAUUCAGGCAACGUUUGACAUUGGAGAUCUGGAUUACCACGAGAUGGAUCACCUGAAAUUACUAGCACCCAAUCCACGAAUUGAGGUGCGUCGUGCUCUGAAACUGCUGCACUUACAAGAAGAUACUGUUUUUAAUUGGCACUCCGAGAACGCUUUUAGCUUCUUAUGUCGCUUUGUCGAUCUCGCCCGUCCGUUCAAGACCCUUGACUGGUACCCCGGUAUCACGACGCUACCUCAGACCGCCAAAGAGCAAUUGAAAACACUCGCAGUUUGUGACCUUUUGAGUCAAGCUGAAAUUACCUGGACAGAUGACUUGGUAGAAACUGCUUGUAAAGAUAUGGGCAGCAUACAGCCGAGACUUUAUUCAGUGGCAUCGUGUCAACGACACUCAGGUCACAGGCUGGACGACAUCCUCGAAGAAUCUGCUGGAAAUCUGGUGGACGUGGUUGUUAAGAUCAACCAAACGGGCAAAUUCAGUAAUACGUGGCUUCUUCAAGCACCUGUCGGAGCGAAACUACGGUUUGGUCAAGCGAGUCCUGAUACUUGGAGACUUGUGCGUGCACAACGACCAAACGCGCCUUUUAUUGCCAUUGCGACAGGGUCUGGAAUCGGUCCUGUUCGAUCUGUUCUACAAAGCCGAAUGAGUGACCUGGACUGGACAAGCGGCCUCAGUAGCCUUUCUUCGGUUUUGGCUGUUGGAAAUGCACCAAAUAGUAAGCAAAGCUCUCGAAGAUCAUCAGUCGGAUCGGGUACAGGCGGACGUGGGCUACCGAAGUUUAUCAAUCAUCAUGCACACUUGGGUGUUUCUAACACCUCCGGGUCGGUCCAUCUUUUCGCUGGCUUCAAACCAGAAGAUGAGGUGUUGUUUGACCACAUACUCAAACCUGCGAUAAAGGCUGAGAUGUUUGGUACAUUGCAACUGGUUCGUAGCAAUGCCCAAAAAAUCCGAGUGCAAGAUUGUCUCUUCACCGAAAGAGAGAAGCUCGGAAAGAUUCUACAGGACCCCGACUGUAUCGUCUUUGUUUGCGCUAACAACAAUGCUGCUGAUGCUGCUGAGAAGAUACUGAGUGACGUCGUUGGGUCAAAUGUCAAAGAGAAACUGGGUGAAAGAUACAUUGAAGAAGUCUUCCGAAGUCACGUUGAGUAA